Messenger RNA from Amphibalanus amphitrite, 1539 nucleotides. RefSeq names its product B9 domain-containing protein 1-like. Gene Ontology annotation, cellular component: MKS complex. Gene Ontology annotation, biological process: cilium assembly. Lineage: Eukaryota; Metazoa; Arthropoda; Thecostraca; Balanomorpha; Balanidae. The record is from RefSeq and is a predicted model, not a curated record. The coding region runs from base 264 to 917 and encodes 217 amino acids. The transcript has 6 exons.
CCUUGGUUCAGAUUAUGAUCGUUACUGUAUAAAUAGUGUGAAGGGAUUCAUAUUCAUUUCCUGCCCUUGAGAGCUACCUACCUUCAGUUUUUGCAAUUUUUAUGUAAAUUAAACAUUUAUCAUGGUGACCAUUUAUGUAUAAGCUUCACUGCUGGUGAAGUAUUAUUUUUACAGGGCAUUUAAAUUGCAAGGUUGAUAAUAUUCUAAAGUUGUUUUUAAGUGCAUGUAAACCGUAGGGAAAAGUCCGCAGUCAGGUCUUUAUAAUGGCAGCCGCAGCAGCAGCAGCGGGCGGCGUGCCCUCUCAGCAAUGUUUUCUGCUCUCCGUCACGGGACAGGUGGAGUCAGCCCGCCUGGCCGGCGCCGACCAGCUCUACUGCCGGUAUCAGCUGCACGGAGGGCCCGACUGGGAUAUUGUCACGGGUCUGGAGGAGGGUAUCUCGCAGGUGAGCCGUCCCAGCCAGGACGCCCGCCAGCUGCUGGUCUGGAACCUGCCCGUCGAGGUCUCCUACAAGGCUACCAACCCUUACGGAUGGCCUCAGCUGAUUGUCAGCUGCUAUGGACCGGACCUGUUCGGCAAUGACGUCAUCAGGGGGUACGGUGUGUCCCACCUGCCGACCGCCGCCGGCGCGCACCGGGUCACGCUGCCGCUAUUUGUUCCCGAGUCGACGUCUCAGCUGCAGAAGCUGGUGUCGUGGUUCACCGGCCGCCGACCGGAGCUGGCCGACGCCUCCUCACUGGCUACCGGAGACGGCAGAGACGUGAUGCGGGUCCGCUCUCAGGGCUACGUGACCUGCAGUUUUCAAGUGGUGACGAAGGAUCUGCAGCGGCUCGGCUACGAUAACGGACGGCGCGCCCCGGCCGGCGCCGCGGGCGGUGACCUGCAGCCGGCCGGCGGUGGCGACGGCCGGCCCGGCUGACCGCUCCGGGUCACCGAAUGGGGACGGGAUGGGGGCGAGGAGGGUUGGUUAGGCGUAGCAUAUCAUUUACUUCUGGUGUCUCGCACUACGCAGAACGAUCCGUCCAUUCAAAGCACGUACAAAUCAUUACAUUGUGCACCGUUCACUGCACCAUCUAGUCCGCUGAAGUGUGUCGACUGAAUGUGAAAUACUAGUCAUGCUUUUCAUCAAGAAUGUUUGCAAGCAUUUCACUGUAACAUAUCAUUCACCUGUUGUGUCUCGCGUUGCGCUGACCAGAUCCGUCCAUACGCUCGUACAAACCAGUGUGACAAAAGACGUUGAUCAGAUGGCUUCGUGCCUCUAGUCCUGCUCGCAUGGGAUUUGUGCUAAUGCUGUCAUCGCUGAUUCUGAGGAGUUUGAGUCGGAAAACAGUGCCAGUAACUUUAACGUGACAUUAUGUUACAGUUAUGCGCUUAUAUGCUGUGUUGAGUGGUCUCGCUUCGCUACAUGCGUAGCAUUUGUGUUUUUGUGUGAAUGGUUGGGAUGAAAAACUUUGUAAAAUGUCUGACUAAAAUAUUUGUACUGUCAGAAUAAUAAUUGGUAUGGAAUGCAUGGUCGAAAUACACAUUCACUUUUGUUCUAA